This is a messenger RNA of Serendipita indica DSM 11827, 834 nucleotides long. NCBI's taxonomy places the organism in Eukaryota, Fungi, Basidiomycota, Agaricomycetes, Sebacinales, Serendipitaceae. The record is from the annotation of a GenBank genome assembly.
AUGUCGCUCCGACCUGUCCUCUACCACAUUUUCCCAAAGCCAUUACCAUACCUUCCAGCACUUGCCUUGCAAGAAAAGAUUCAUAGCAUACAAGCACGCAGUCGAACGACGUCAUCAACAGGCGAAAAGGAGGCCACGCAGAGUUCGCUCUCUGGAUCCAAGCACCCGGACAUACUCUUGUUACUGGAGCACCGACCGGUGUAUACGGCUGGACGACGACAGGAUGCUGUCGCUCUGGACGAGGAACGAAAACGCUUGGUCAGGAGCGGUGCGGAGUGGGUUGCGACGCAGCGAGGAGGCGAAACGACGUAUCAUGGACCCGGACAGAUUGUUGGUUAUCCUCUAUUUGACUUGACGCGUAUGGGGAUUCGGACACGUGAACACGUUUGCAGGACGCAGACGCUCUUGAAGGAUUAUUUACGUGACCGACAUAACGUGCCGUCUUUUGAGUCGACACACACGGGUGUGUUUGUAUCCGAGACGGAAAAGGUGGCGUCAAUUGGGAUGCAAGUCCGCCAUGGACUCACGUCACAUGGAUUUGCAAUCAACAUUACCGAUGAGCCGCUCCGAUGGUUCGACCAGGUCGUCGCGUGUGGUCUCGCCGACGUUCGGGCAGCGAGUGCAGAGUCUGCUCGUGCACAGUUUACUGGUGAACGGGUGCCGUUGAAUAUUCGAGAGGAAUGCGAGGUCCUCAGGGAUAUGUUUGGUGAGGUAUAUCAUAUGCCUGUCAAGAGGUUGGACGAGGCGGAGGUGGAGAUAUGGCAGGCCGUCAAAGAGGUUGAAGCUGUGGCUGAACAGGCAGGAGAAUGGCCGAGAGAACCGAUACAGACAUGA